AAGAGAUUCUGGACUCUGGAAUUAGACAAUAGGAAAACAACUCUUCAAGUCUCAUCUCAUUUUCUUUGUUUAGCAAAUUAUACUAUUGUUAUAUUAAAUCAAAUUGCCUUUCUACAUGAUUAUUAUUAUUUAAUCUCACCAGUAAAGUUCCCGUCAUCUUUAUUUAAUUAAUUCUUUUUCCAAUUCCUCCUUUAUUGAAUUUGGGGGAUCAUCCCCCCAUAUCCUAUGUCUUUCCUUCUCCAGCUAUUAUAUUCUCCCCCUUUCCUUUCUCUCUUAUAUAGCCCACCUCCACUUCUAUAUAAUCAAAUUAACUUUAGUGGUCAGAGAGCAAAAAAAUCAUCCUCAUCAGGCAAAUCGCAACAAAUUAUAAUAAGCAAAAUUUCAAGUUGGUUCAUUUCUCAGCACCAAUAUUCAAAAAAUGGGAAGAGCACCUUGUUGCGACAAAGCCAAUGUGAAGAGAGGUCCAUGGUCACCUGAAGAAGAUGCUAAACUCAAAUCCUACAUUGAUGAAUUUGGCACUGGCGGCAACUGGAUUGCCUUACCCCAGAAAAUAGGUCUGAAGAGAUGUGGGAAAAGUUGUCGGCUAAGAUGGUUGAAUUAUCUGAGGCCAAACAUAAAGCAUGGCGGAUUUUCAGAAGAAGAAGACACCAUAAUCUGCAGCCUCUAUAUGAGCAUAGGAAGCAGGUGGUCUAUUAUCGCGGGACAGCUGCCGGGGAGAACUGAUAAUGACAUAAAGAACUACUGGAAUACGAAGCUGAAGAAGAAGUUACUGGGCAAAACUCGCAGCAAGGAUCCAAGGCCUCGUUCAUUUCCCAAAAGAAAGCAGAAUUUAGUAACUUCUGAAGACAUCAGUUUAUACAAUUCCAUCCCAAAUCCACAGAUGAUGGCCUUCCCACCACCAUCACUACUUCAUGUUCCAAAGCUUGAACAACAACAACAACAACAACAACAACAACAAGCCGUCCAUUUCCAAGAUCCUCACCAGCCUUCUUCUUUCACAAACUUGGGGUACUUGGAACAAGGGAAUUGCAACAUUAUUAGUAAUAAUAAUAUUACUAAUAAUAACUAUCCAUAUGAUCAGGAUGUCACACUUUACCCAUAUCACAAUAUUACAAUUACAAACAAGGAGAAUAUCUCUUCUUCAGCUGCUACUUCCUUCAAUUCCAACUACAGCUACCCCGCCGCCGGGGGGUUUGAUUACGAGGCGAUUUCUUCAGACCUAGCUGGUGGUGUUCCGUACUUCCCCGGAGAAAUAUUCGAGAAUGAAAUGAAUUACGGUGUGAAUAAUAAUCAUCUGGAGAUGGUUCACAACAACAGAAGCACAAUCACCAGCUGUUCAACUUCUCCGGCGAGUUCCACCAGUUGGCAAGCUGAUCAUCAUCAUCAUCACGUCACUAAAAACAAUCUCACUAAUUAUUCUCCUUCUUCCAUGGCCUACAAUUACUACCACCAAAUCAUCUACCCGGAAUCCUCCUCUGUUCCACAAGGCUUUCUGUUUCACGAAUCCAGCCAUUUCACUAUGCAGCCCCAAACUGUAUUACAACAAUGAUGGAUAUGUGAUAUUUGUUCGUCCUUUUUUUUUUUUUUUGUUGCUCUCUUAUUAGCUUAAUUUAGAAAUUUAAGGGCUUACUUAAUUAGCUUCAAAUACAUUUAUUCUUUGUAUCUUAAUAAGUCUUGCUUGUUGGGAUUCGUAUAUUUUUUGUAUUACUUCUUUGAUUAUUUUGUUACUUUAAUAGAUACGGAAUUUCACUGAAGCGCCUCUAUCAUCUUCCAAGUAUUUCUGAUUCUGGUCUUUUAUUUCACUAUCUGUACGUGCGUUACGUACUUCUGGUUUAAUUCGUCUGCAUGCGGCCAUAUUGCUUCUGGAUUACUCUUCACCUAGUUUUUAUUGAUUCUAUUUGAUCAGUACGGUUACAAAACAAGUUUGCAUUAUGUGGAAUGGGGUAAAUUUAAUUAAUGUGUAGUAUCUUUUUCGGAUAAAAAGAAGGGGGAAUGAUUAAUUAAUAAUGAAUUACAAAAUGGGCUUACAUAAUUUUUGGCAACACAUCGAUGGAGGGAUCUAAGAAAAUGGCACCAUCUCUUUAGGCGUUUUCUUCCUUAACUCUUAUUGCAACAACAGGAAAGAGCUAUCUGUAUAUAGUGUUAGCAUUUGU
Messenger RNA from Oldenlandia corymbosa var. corymbosa, 2153 nucleotides. Lineage: Eukaryota; Viridiplantae; Streptophyta; Magnoliopsida; Gentianales; Rubiaceae. The record is from the annotation of a GenBank genome assembly.